UGCGGAACUCUAGUACACUACGCCAAGGAACAUGGCGCCGCCGCCGGAACCCCGGCGCCCGUACAAGCGCCCGGCCAUCUCCGACCAGCAGCGCCGCCGCGAUCUCGCCCUCCAGGCGCAGUCCGCCCGGCGCGCCGACGCCCAGGCGCGCGCCCGAGCCCUCGCCAGCUCGCUCCUCACCACCCCGACCCCUCCUGCGGCCACCCACCGCCACGAAGAGGAGGACGAGCAUGAGGAGGAGGAAGAGCACGGGCACAACAUCGCCGACGUCGCCGCGGCCGCCUCCAAGCUCCGCAGCUCCGACGCGCGCCGGUGGUUCGCCCGCCAGAUCAUGCUCCCGGAGUGGAUGGUCGACGCCCCGCCCCACCUCGCCAGCGACUGGCAUGUUUUUGCCAGGCCUUCUGGUAAACGAUGCUUGGUUGUGUCUUCCAAUGGCAUGACGAUUAGCAGGGUGCGCAAUGGAUCCAUCCUUCACCGGUUCCCUUCCGCUCUACCGAAUGGAUCAAAGAGAGACAUAUCUGGCCCAGCAAGCUCCUACUCCAUACUCGAUUGCAUUUUCCAUGAGCCUGAUCAGACAUACUAUAUCAUUGAUAUGAUUUGUUGGCGAGGCUAUCCACUGUAUGAUUGCACUGCCGAGUUCAGGUUUUUCUGGGUAAACUCUAAGCUCACAGAAACUUCAGCUGGUGAUCCUCCAUCAACAUACCAUCGAUAUAGAUUCCGUGCUGUCCCAAUAUAUGAGUGCACUCUUGAGGGUCUUCAAGCAGCUUACUCUGGGAGCACAUCUUAUGUCAAAGAUGGCUUGCUGUUUUACAACAAGCAUGCACAUUAUCAAGCUGGAAUCACACCCCUUACACUAGUAUGGAAAGAUGAAACAUGUAGCCAAUAUGUUAUUGAUACUGACAGCAAAGGAGAAGUUCCAAAUGAGCAGCACCUUGUGUUGGAAUUGCAAGAGGAUGGAAAGCUAGUUACAUCUGAUGACCCUCCAGUUGUGUUUGGUAGCUUGGACAAGGAAUUCAUACAGAAGUCAAAUCUGCUAGCAGGGAAUCUUCUCCGCUUUGCUGUAAGAGAUGAGAGUGUGAAACUUGUGGAUGGAAAAAUGCAGAUCGGCGAGCUGCAGUUUGUUGGAAAGCCAAACCGUGCUCGUGCCUUUGCUGACAGCCAUUCGAAAGCUUUGUUCCAGUAUGCUGCAAGGCAUGCUCCUCUGAGAAUUGAUGAUCUGGUUGCUUCCAUUCAAUCGAACAAUAUGGAGCUUGAAUCCACAGACGUUGAAAUGCAAGAUUAAGGGCAUACAUGUGCUAAUAUUUGCUGUUCGUCUGGAUUCAGGAAGGGGCAUUUGUUAUCAAUUGGUAUUGUUUAACGGAUGAAUGCCAAUACAAAGCUAGAAUGAAGGGGGGCGCAAAUGAGACCAAGGUUGUAGAGCCAUCAUUCAUGUCAAGAUUUCAGCAAAUGUAGUGAUUGUCUGGAACCCGUGGUUUUCAGGGAGUGGCGCGUUUCCAGGUCUGAUAGAUAUUAGCACCUCAAGACCUGCCAAAAAAAAACAGUGAACCGUGUAGCAUGAGCAUUCUAAAUAUUGACAUCCACAUGGAUGCAAUGUGUAAUAUAAAUCAACUUGUGAGGUAUCGAUCGUCCUACGUUUGCAAUCUAUGAAUGACAAUUCCAAUA
Messenger RNA from Panicum hallii, 1662 nucleotides. RefSeq names its product snurportin-1. The transcript has 9 exons. The coding region runs from base 32 to 1282 and encodes 416 amino acids. Gene Ontology annotation, cellular component: cytoplasm; nucleus. NCBI's taxonomy places the organism in Eukaryota, Viridiplantae, Streptophyta, Magnoliopsida, Poales, Poaceae. Gene Ontology annotation, biological process: snRNA import into nucleus. The record is from RefSeq and is a predicted model, not a curated record.